Messenger RNA from Colletotrichum karsti, 1812 nucleotides. Its product is annotated as oxidoreductase. Gene Ontology annotation, molecular function: oxidoreductase activity. The transcript has 3 exons. The coding region runs from base 1 to 1812 and encodes 603 amino acids. NCBI's taxonomy places the organism in Eukaryota, Fungi, Ascomycota, Sordariomycetes, Glomerellales, Glomerellaceae. The record is from RefSeq and is a predicted model, not a curated record.
AUGCCGGCCGCGACGAUCGCGUGGCACGAGGGCGAGCUCGCCGUGCACGAGCUCCUCAAGAUCCCGACGCGGCAGAACCCGACCCGGGCGGGCCUGCCCUCCUCCUUCGGGCAGCGCGUCGCCGUCGCGCCGCUGCUGGCGCUCGGCGCGCUCGACGAGCGGGGCCGGCCGUGGACGACGCUCUGGGGCGGGGAGGCCGGGGCCGUGGCGCGGCCUAUCGCGGAGGACGUGCUGGGCGUGCGGAGCAAGGUCGAUGUCGUCGAUGAUCCGGUCAUCAGGGCGCUCUGGGGGGGUCAGGAGAGGGAGAUCAGGGAGGGCGAGGUGCUGCAGCCUGGGGUCGCGGGGGAGGGGAAGGUUGUUUCUGGGCUUGCUAUCGAUUUGAGGACGAGGGAUCGGGUUAAGUUUGGGGGGAGGAUGAUUGCGGGGGCUGUUACGAAGGUGGAUGGGGACGGAGGGGGGGAGCUGCAGAUUGCGGUCAAGGUCGAGGAGAGUCUUGGGAAUUGUCCGAAGUAUCUCAAUAAGAAGGACGUUAGGGGGAGGGAGGCGGUGGUUAAGGGGCGUGUGGAGCGCGGGUUGCCGUUGUCUGGGGAUGCCGUCGCGGUGAUUCGGCAGGCGGACAUGAUCUUCCUGUCCAGCGGGAACGGAGAGAGCAUGGAUACGAAUCACCGUGGAGGAUCGAAGGGGUUCGUGAGGGUUGCGAGGAAUGACGACGGUGGUCUGGAAAUUAUAUACCCCGAAUUCUCUGGGAACAGGUUAUACCAGACGCUGGGGAACUUGAAAGUCAACCCUCGGGUAGGCGUCGCGAUUCCGGACUUUGAAACGUCGAAUGUCCUCUAUAUCACGGGAACGGCAUCCAUCCUGUUCGGCGACGACGCGGCAGCACACCUUCCACGCACCAAGCUCGCCGUCAAAAUCACCGCCUCCUCCGCCGUCUUCGUCCAGUCCGGCCUUCCCUUCACCGGCACCCCGCGGGAGCCGUCACCCUACAACCCGCCCGUCCGCCCCCUGCACACCGAGCAGCAAAUCCCAGGGGCGGCCCUAUCCUCGACAACAACAGAAACGACGGCGACACUGCUCGCCCGCGACAUCAUCACGCCCACCGUCGCGCGCUUCACCUUCGGCCUGGAGCCCCCGGGACGGUGGGAGCCCGGGCAGUACGUCACGCUCGACUUCGCGGAGGAGCUGGACGUCGGGUGGAGCCACAUGCGGGACGACGAGCCGCAGGCGCUGAACGACGACUACGUGCGGACGUUUACGGUGUCGAACAGACCCGGGGGAGGGGGCCAGAGGGUGGAGAUCACGGCGCGGAGGAAGGGGCCCGUCACGGGGCUGCUGUGGAGGUGGAACCCGCGGGCGCCGUUGACGGUGCCGGUGUUGGGCUUCGGCGGCGAGGAGGCGUUCAGGAUGGGCAGGUCUGGGGGGGAAGAGGUUUUCGUUGCGGCGGGGGUCGGGAUCACGCCGGUUAUGGCGCAGGCUGAGGGGGUGUUGGAGGCCGGGGGCAGGUUGAGGGUGUUGUGGAGCGUGAAGGGGGAGGAUUUGAAGUUUGCGAAGCAUGUUCUUGAUACUGUUCGGGGGCUGGCUCAGGUCACGACGGUGUUUGUGACUGGACGGGUUGAAGAGGAGGACAUCUUGAUUGACGAGAUUCGGGAUCUCGGGGCUUCGAUUGAGAGGAGAAGGAUGGUUGAGAGUGAUGUGAAAGGACCUGGAGCUGGGAAGAGCAAGUAUUUUCUGUGUACUGGGCCGACGAUGUUGAAAAUGUUGAAUGAGUGGUUGGAAGGGGAGGAGGUUGCUUUCGAGGACUUUGCGUACUAG